Microtus ochrogaster (prairie vole) is the source of this 546-nucleotide messenger RNA. RefSeq names its product myosin light chain 10 (gene Myl10). The transcript is spliced from 6 exons. The record is from RefSeq and is a predicted model, not a curated record. Gene Ontology annotation, molecular function: calcium ion binding. Lineage: Eukaryota; Metazoa; Chordata; Mammalia; Rodentia; Cricetidae.
UCCAAUGUCUUCUCGAUGUUCGACCAGUCCCAGAUUCAGGAGUUUAAAGAGUGAACCGCCAAGGACACUCUGGAGAGAGGGGGUGGGACCGGCUGGUCUGGGUCGGCCCUGGUGGCUCAUGGUCCGUGUCUUCAUCAGGCCUUCACUAUCAUGGACCAGAACCGGGAUGGCUUCAUCGACAAGGAGGACCUGAGGGACACCUUCGCCGCACUGGGUCGCAUAAAUGUCAAGAAUGAGGAGCUGGAAGCCAUGGUGAAGGAAGCUCCAGGACCCAUCAACUUCACAGUUUUCCUGACCAUGUUUGGGGAGAAACUCAAGGGCACGGACCCGGAAGAGACCAUACUGCAUGCCUUCAAAGUGUUUGACACGGAAGGAAAAGGCUUUGUCAAGGCUGACUUCAUUAAGGAGAAGCUCAUGACCCAGGCUGACCGCUUCAGUGAGGAGGAGGUCAAGCAGAUGUUUGCAGCUUUCCCACCCGAUGUCUGUGGCAACUUAGACUACAGGAAUCUGUGCUAUGUCAUCACACACGGCGAGGAGAAGGACUAG